Messenger RNA from Salvelinus namaycush (lake trout), 2430 nucleotides. Its product is annotated as gastrula zinc finger protein XlCGF57.1-like. The record is from RefSeq and is a predicted model, not a curated record. Gene Ontology annotation, molecular function: RNA polymerase II cis-regulatory region sequence-specific DNA binding; DNA-binding transcription factor activity. Bases 92 to 1951 code for a protein of 619 amino acids. Gene Ontology annotation, biological process: regulation of transcription by RNA polymerase II. The transcript is spliced from 4 exons. Lineage: Eukaryota; Metazoa; Chordata; Actinopteri; Salmoniformes; Salmonidae.
GUACGAAAUCCAUGCUGUUUUAUCCGUGAAGAUUAACGAGAAACAAAAACUGUUUCUGGUGAAUUUGGUAAUUGUUGGAAUUCAAAGAAAGAUGAAUGUUAACCAGACUGAGGUACUCAAAUCAACUAGAUGGAGAACAAACCUGGAGAAAGUUAACAUAACCAAGAGGACUAAACAGUCCAAAACGAAUGCGGUUACUUUGAACUCCAUCCAAAUAAAACGGGAACCAAGAGACUUUGAGCAGAAGGAAAUUGGGGACGGUGACCGUUCCAAACUUUCAUUGCUGAAGAAGCAUGUCAAGCAACAACAAACUAUAUCCAACCAACCGACCAUGUGUAGUCAGAUAUCAUGGAGUCCUCUAGUGCUGUUAACAAGAUUGUCUAAGGUGGUGGUUAAGACUCUUCUGAGCGAUACUAAAGUGUGUUUGGUGAAGGAAGAAACAGAUGCCAGGAGGGAUGAAGACAACAAUGGAGUCUUGUCUCCUCAGUUCUUUCCUUGUCCACACUGCACCAUCUCCUUUACUGACUGUUAUUUCCUAGAGAAUCACAUCAAGAACAAACACCAGAAGCAGUACCUGGCCAUGUUGAAAAGCCAAGUCUCAAAGAGUAAAAGAGUGUACGGCCCCACACACAGCUGUCCCCACUGUAGCUGCAUGUUCCAUACACCACGACAGCUAGACAUUCAUACCCGCCAGGCUCACCCCUCUGCCCGUCCCCGGAAACCUUCCCAUCCCCGCAGGGUUCCGGGGAAACUCCACUCCUGCCCGCAGUGUGCCCGCAGAUUCCCUUACCUGGGCACCCUGCUGAAGCACUGCAAGAAUUUGCACAAAAUGGCUGUGGUUCGCAUCGAUGGACACCUCAGUUGCGCGGAGUGUGGGAAGAGCUUUGAGAAUUGUUGGGGAUUGGGGCCUCACCGGUGUCACGAACCAGAGGGCACUAAACUUAAGGACACUAAGCCUGUGAUAUGUCUGGAAGUCGGCUUCCAUUGCUCUGAGUGUGGCAAGAUCCUCACUACUCCUACGAGCCUGAACACUCACAUGCGCAUCCACACCGGAGAGAAGCCUUAUGAAUGCAAGGAGUGCGGCAAAAGAUUCUCGAACGGCAGCAGUUUAGGCAAACACCUGCUGAUACACAAGGGGGUCAAAGAAUUCAAAUGCCAGGAUUGUGGGAAGGCUUUCGCCCAGGCAAACCUUCUGAGGAAUCACAUGACCGUUCACUCUGGUGAGAGAAAGUUUUCCUGCUCCCAUUGCGACAAGCGGUAUGCAUACAGGGGUAGUCUGGAGCUUCACCUGCGCACACACUCAGGGGAGAGACCUUUCAAAUGUACUGUGUGUGGUAAAGACUUUGCUGACAAAUGUUAUCUGAAAACACACCUGAAUAUACACAACAACCAGAAAAACUACCAUUGUGGGGUUUGUGGGCGGAAGUUCAUAAGGCUUGGGUUGUUGAAGUUACACAUGCGCUCACACACCGGGGAGAGGCCCUACCACUGCACAGUGUGCGACAAGAAGUUUUUUAGACUCUCACACCUGAAGAACCAUCAUCUCACUCACACAGGUGAGAAACCAUACACCUGUACAGAGUGCGGUAAAAGCUUCACUCAGUCUGGAGAUCUGGCUAAACACAAGCGUCACCACACUGGGGAGAGGCCGUUUGAAUGUUCUGAAUGCCACAGCCGGUUUAUCUGUUCAGGUUCUCUGACCCUGCACAUGAGGACCCACACUCACCGUGAUGUAAAGCCAUACUCCUGCCAAGAGUGUGGGAAGAGCUUUUAUGAACAGAGUCAUGUAAAAGUCCACAUGAAAAUCCACAAGGGGAAACCGUAUUCCUGCCCCCACUGCUUUUUUUGCUUUGCUCGCAAGAGCAACCUCUCCAAUCACCUGUCUAGAUGUCCUAAACUUAAAUGCGUUAAACCUAUGAAUGGGGGGGGGCGGGUUCGUUCCCUUCAGUGAUCGAUGCUGGACAACAGAUGCGAACUGUACCCCUACUGUGUAUGAUAACUCCAUAUCACAGAAUCUACCUAUGAUACCACAAUUUCUUCAGCAAUACUCCAAUUUGUUCAUAUACAUUAGAUUGUUAGUUACGUUUUUGUUGUCUUAGUUUGUUUUUAACCUGUAUUUUAUAUUUUUAAAUAUAUAUAUUUUUUUGAAGGGACAGUGAUAUACAUUAGAUUGUUUGACUGAUUGUCCUAGUGAUUAGUAGGGGAUAAUGUUUUGAAAAGAUGACGGGAUGUUUAUUUUCCUUUGUGUUUGUAGUGUAUACCUUGAUUUGGAAGAAGAGGAGCAUUUAUGUGUAGGUCACUCCCCUAGUAUUGUUUUAAACAUGACAUUAGAUUCAUGGGGCUCCCGAGUGGCGCAGCGGUCGAAGGCACUGCAUCUCAGUGCUGGAGGCGUCACUACAGACACCUGGUUUGAAUCCAGGCUGUAUCACA